GUUUGUUCCAACAUCCUUCUGCUCUUGUCUGGGAUAGAUCAGGGGAUGGACUUAAACAAAUGCCUGAGUUUACAAAGUCUCAUACUGACACAGUCAGCACUAAGGCUACAUCAGUGAAAUGUAAGCUCCAGGGUAAUACUCAUCUACCUGCAUUCUCCAUGGAUGGUGACUACAUUAUCGGGGGUGUUUUCACCAUUCAUCAGUACAUGCACACAGAGGUGCAUGACUACACCAGCAUGCCUGAGCCACUGAGGUGCACAGGGAGCGUUAAGACACGUGAACUGCGCUUUGCACGCACCAUGAUAUUCGCCAUUGAUGAGAUAAACAACAGCACAGAGCUGCUGCCAGGCGUUACACUCGGUUACCAAAUCCAUGACUCAUGUUCUUCAGUGUCUAUUGCUGUGCAAAAAGCCCUUCAGCUCACAAAUGGCCAGGACCCAGAAUUUGACACCAGUCAGAACUGCUCAAACUCUGGCAUGGUUAUGGCUAUUGUUGGAGAGUCUGGGUCAACGCCAUCAAUCGCCAUGUCACGCAUCAUCGGGCCCUUUGACAUUCCUCAGGUCAGUCACUUUGCCACUUGUGCAUGUUUGUCUGAUAAACAGCAAUAUCCCAGCUUCUUCAGAACAAUCCCCAGUGACCAGUUCCAGGCUGAUGCACUGGUCAAACUGGUCAAACACUUUGGUUGGACUUGGAUAGGGGCUAUCCGGUCUGACUCAGACUAUGGGAAUAAUGGCAUGGCAUCAUUCCUGUAUGCAGCCCAGAAAGAAGGCAUCUGUGUGGAAUACUCUGAGUCUUUCUCUGGGACCCACCCACGAAGCAGAUUCCAGAGAGUGGCUGAAGUUAUCCGGAGGUCAACAUCUAUGGUUAUUGUGGCAUUUGCAGCCACUGCAGAUAUGAGGAUCCUUUUGGAGGAGCUUUCACUCCAGCCUUUUCCUCCUCACCAGUGGAUCGGCAGCGAGGCCUGGGUCACAGAUGCAGACUUGUUGAAGUAUAACUUCUGUGCAGGAGCCCUUGGAUUUAGUAUUGAACAGUCUGUCAUCCCAGGGCUCAGAGACUUCUUACUGGAUCUCUCUCCUACUGUAGUGACUGCAUCCCCUGUACUUACUGAGUUCUGGGAGGAAGCGUUUAACUGCAGACUGGGAAAAGGUGAAGGCACAGAUGAGAGGGUGUGUGAUGGAACUGAAGACAUACACAAUCUCCAGAGCUCAUACACUGACACAUCUCAGCUCCGAAUCACUAACAUGGUGUAUAAGGCUGUGUAUGCAAUAGCACAUGCCAUUCACAAUGCGUUAUGUGUGGAAAGAAAUUCCACACGUCAUUGUGACCAGUUUGCUAAGAUUCAGUCCACACAGGUUUUCACUCAGCUGAGGAAAGUUAAUUUCUCUCAGAAUGGUUAUAGUGUUUCGUUUGAUGCCAAUGGUGAUCCUGUGGCCACAUAUGAGCUGGUAAACUGGCAGAAGAGUAAAACUGGGAGGAAUGAGUUUGUGACAGUAGGAUUCUAUGAUGCAUCGCUGCCACUGGGCAGGGAGGUCCAUAUCAACAAGGACAUCACAUGGAUGGAGGGAAGUACACAAGUGCCUGUGUCAGUGUGCAGUGAGAGCUGUCGUCCAGGAACUCGUAAAGUGCUGCAGAAAGGAAAACCUGUUUGUUGCUAUGAUUGUACACCAUGUCCUGAGGGAGAAAUAAGCAAUGUUACAGAUUCUCCUGAUUGUUUCCCUUGUCCCAGUGAGUUUUGGCCUAAUGCAAAUAGAGACUCUUGUCUCCCCAAGCCUGUGGAGUUUCUCUCCUUCAGUGAGGUCUUAGGAAUCAUCCUGGUCUCAUUCUCAGUUGCUGGAGCCUGUUUGGCCAUUAUGACAGCGGCUGUGUUCUUCCGUCACAGGACGACCCCCAUCGUCAGGGCCAAUAACUCUGAGCUGAGCUUCCUGCUGCUCUUUUCACUCACUCUGUGUUUCUUAUGUUCAAUAACUUUCAUCGGGACACCGUCUGAGUGGUCCUGUAUGCUGCGACACACAGCGUUUGGAAUCACCUUUGUGCUCUGCAUCUCAUGUGUCCUGGGAAAAACUAUCGUUGUCUUAAUGGCCUUUAAAGCUACACUUCCAGGCAGCAAUGUCAUGAAAUGGUUUGGUCCUCCUCAACAAAGAAUGACUGUAGUAUCUGUCACAUCAGUUCAGGUUUUGAUCUGUAUUAUUUGGUUGGUUGUCAGCCCUCCUUUUCCAAUGAAGAAUCUGACCACAUAUAAAGAGAGGAUCAUCUUAGAGUGUGCAUUAGGCUCUGCUAUAGGGUUCUGGGCUGUGCUCGGGUACGUAGGACUACUGGCUGUCUUCUGCUUCGUGUUAGCUGUCCUGGCACGGAAACUUCCUGAUAAUUUUAAUGAAGCCAAGUUUAUCACCUUCAGCAUGCUCAUAUUUUGUGCAGUGUGGAUCACAUUUAUCCCAGCGUAUGUCAGCUCUCCUGGAAAAUUUACAGUUGCUGUUGAGAUAUUUGCCAUUCUGGCCUCCAGUUUUGGAUUAAUACUGUGCAUUUUUGCCCCAAAGUGUUAUAUCAUACUGUUUAAGCCAGAGAAGAACACAAAGAAACAUUUAAUGAACAAAAGUCCACAGUAG
Sphaeramia orbicularis (orbiculate cardinalfish) is the source of this 2603-nucleotide messenger RNA. Its product is annotated as extracellular calcium-sensing receptor-like. The coding region runs from base 60 to 2603 and encodes 847 amino acids. Gene Ontology annotation, biological process: G protein-coupled receptor signaling pathway. Gene Ontology annotation, molecular function: G protein-coupled receptor activity. The record is from RefSeq and is a predicted model, not a curated record. Gene Ontology annotation, cellular component: plasma membrane. Lineage: Eukaryota; Metazoa; Chordata; Actinopteri; Kurtiformes; Apogonidae. The transcript is spliced from 8 exons.